CCUCUCUGCCCUGAUUUAGACCGAGGAGAAGAGGUCCGCACGGGCACUGUUAGGAUCUAGUUUCCUUCCCCCGGCGUCCAAACUGCUCCUGCAUUUGGUUCUAAUAGAAACCGGAAACCUAUUUUUCUGUGCGGAGGGAAGCCGAGGGGGGAAUGAGUAGCAGGGGCCAGCUACCGUGACUCUUUCGGAGGAGAAAGUGCCCCCCCCCCCCGGUGCCAACAACCCAGAGAGUGUCUGUGCUGCAGCGGAUCAUCAUUUGGAGCUGGAGGACAAUAACAGCAAAGUGCCGAGAUGGACCUGAAGCUGCUCUUGAUUGCCACAUUGCUCGGAGCUUUUAGUUGCGGUGAUGCUCAGAAAGAGGGGAACGAGUGCAUCAACGCCAAUGCAAAGUAUUGCGGGGAGUGCAUCCAGGCGGGGGCCAAAUGUGGCUGGUGUAAAGAUCCGAACUUUCUGAAACAGGGCGAGACUGUGUCGACCCGCUGUGACGAGAUGCAUUCUCUGAUAAAAAGGGGCUGUGAUGAUGAUAUGAUCGAGAACCCACACGGUAAACAGAAGAUCCUGAAGAACAAAAAGGUGACCCAUCGCAAAAAGGGAGCAGAGAAGCUGAAGCCAGAGGAGAUCACUCAGAUCCAGCCCCAAAAACUCAGCCUCACCCUCCGAUCUGGUGAGCCCCAGUCUUUCAACUUGACGUUCAAGCGGGCAGAAGAUUAUCCCAUCGACCUUUACUACUUGAUGGACCUGUCCUACUCCAUGAAAGACGAUCUGGAAAAUGUCAAGAACCUGGGAACCAGUUUAAUGUUGGAGAUGUCAAAGAUCACUUCUGACUUCAGGAUUGGUUUCGGUUCCUUUGUGGAGAAGACAGUCAUGCCGUACAUCAGCACCACCCCUGCCAAGCUGCUGAACCCGUGCACAGGUGACCAGAACUGCACCAGCCCGUUCAGCUACAAGAACGUCCUGAAGUUGACCAGCGACGGCAAGAAGUUCAACAACCUGGUGGGCCAGCAGCACAUCUCCGGCAACCUGGACUCCCCCGAGGGGGGGUUUGAUGCCAUCAUGCAGGUGGCUGUGUGUGGGGAUCACAUUGGUUGGAGGAAUGUAACCCGUCUGCUCGUGUUCUCCACCGACGCCGGCUUCCACUUCGCCGGCGACGGCAAGCUGGGCGGCAUCGUUCUGCCCAAUGACGGGAAAUGUCACCUGGAGAACAACGCGUACACCAUGAGUCACUACUACGACUAUCCUUCUAUCGCUCACCUGGUUCAGAAGCUGAGCGACAACAACAUCCAGACUAUUUUUGCAGUGACGGAGGAGUUCCAGCCGGUUUACCAAGAGCUGAAAAAUCUGAUACCCAAGUCUGCUGUGGGCACUCUGUCAGCCAACUCAAGCAACGUAAUCAACCUUAUUAUAGACGCUUACAAUUCUCUCUCGUCCGAGGUUAUUCUGGAGAACAGCAAGCUUCCAGAGGGAGUGACCAUAGCGUACACGUCCCGCUGUAAGAACGGGGUGGUUAGCGAGGGCGAAAGUGGAAGGAGGUGCUCCAACAUCUCCAUCGGAGAUGAGGUCAUGUUUAGCAUCAGUGUGACGUCUAAGGGCUGUCCGAAACUAGGCAAGCCCGAGCACAUCAAGAUAAAGCCCCUAGGUUUUACAGAGGAGGUGGAGAUCAUCCUCAACUUCAUCUGUGAGUGUGAGUGCAACAAGGAUGGCGUCAAGAACAGCCCACUGUGCCACUUUGGUAACGGGACCUACGAGUGUGGAGCCUGCAAGUGCAAUGAAGGCCGUGUGGGCCGACAGUGUGAAUGCAGCAGCAACGACGUGGCCACGGAGGACAUGGACAGGACCUGCCGCAAGGACAAUGGCACGGACAUCUGCAGCAACAAUGGGGACUGUGUGUGCGGCACGUGCGAGUGCAAGAAGAGAGACAACCCCGAGGAGAGGUACAGCGGCCAGCACUGCGAGUGUGACAACUUCAACUGUGACCGCUCUGGGAACAAGCUGUGCGGAGGGCACGGACACUGUGAGUGCAGAGUGUGUGUCUGUGACCCCAUGUGGACCGGAAACGCUUGUGAUUGUUCUCUAGACAAUAGCACGUGCUUGGCGAGCAACAAGCAGAUCUGUAACGGCAGAGGAGAGUGCGAAUGCGGCACUUGCAAGUGCACCGACCCCAAAUUCCAGGGUCCCACCUGUGAGACAUGUCCUACCUGUCCAGGAGUCUGCACCGAACACAAAGAGUGCGUCCAGUGCCGGGCGUUUGGCACGGGCGAGAAGAAGGACACGUGUGAGCGGGACUGCAGCUACUUCAACCUGAUCAAGGUGAAGGACAGAGACAAGCUGCCCCAGCCCAACGACGCCUCCUACCCCGUGAUGCACUGCAAGGAGAGGGACGCCAACGACUGCUGGUUCUACUACACCUACGCCGUCAACAAUAACACGGAGAAGGAGGUCCAUGUGGUGGACAUGCUGGACUGCCCCGCCGGCCCUGACAUCAUCCCCAUUGUGGCGGGCGUGGUCGCCGGCAUCGUCCUGAUUGGCUUAGCCCUGCUGCUCAUCUGGAAGCUACUGAUGAUCAUCCACGACAGACGAGAGUUUGCCAAGUUUGAGAAGGAGAAGAUGAACGCCAAAUGGGACACACAAGAAAAUCCAAUAUACAAGAGUCCUGUCAAUCAGUUCCAGAACCCACAAUAUGGACGUAAAGCUGAUGCCCAUUAAGGUGAAAAUCCCAUCUACAAAAGUGCUGUCACAACGGUGGUCAAUCCCAAAUACGAAGGAAAAUGAUGACAUCAUAGUUUUUAAUGAACUCUACUAUCAAGUUUGGAGGGGGGGGGGGGGGGGGGCUGUGGUCGAAUUUAUGUAAUGUCCUCUUAUGCUUCACCAGUAUAACACACCAUGCGGCCACUGCAUCAUGCGUUUUUACUAACACUAACGAUUUAUAUGCAUUUGUUCUAUUCGGGAUGUACAGUAUGAGUAUAUAUUUUAAUUUGCUUAUUUGGAAAAAGAAAAAUAACAUGAAGGUGUCUUUUUCCUGCUGGAAGACUGUUAUGGGCACAGGAUUUAUCUUUUAGUUUUGAGCAACACCAUGUGGACACUAUGUAUAUAGGAUGUAUGUGCAAGAACCUCUCAGCUUCUCUGUGUGCUCGUCCCUCUCUGUGCACUGACAUCCUGUGGUCAGACGGGAUUUAGCUUUAAUGUGUAGCUGUCAGCCAUAGUAGCACAUAAGGCCAGUCAGUGUGAGAGAGUCUGUGUGUGUGUGUGUGUGUGUGUGUGUGUGUGUGUGUGUGUGUGUGUGUGUGUGUGCGUGUGUGUGUGACUGAAAACAUAACAACUGCAAAAGGAAGUAUUGAAUAAUGUCACAUUAUAACUUGGACUGGACGGUUACGUUGAAUCAGAGGAUACUAUACAGCGGUUGUAAAUGUAGUUUUGAUCUGCAGCUUGGAGACACAUUUUAUUGCACUCUUAUUAUGAACUGUUAUCUAUUCUAAGAGUAAAUACAUAGGAUGAAGAUUAAUAUCAAUUAUCAUCAUUCAAAUUAUUGAUGUAAUAUCACAAAGGAACUGUAUAAUACUUGUUAAAAUUCAGAAAGUGUGAGCAAUUGUAUAUUAAUGACACAAAGAACUGAUGAAUAUUGUCGGGCUUGUUAACUGCAGUAACCCUCUCAGGUCCUUUCCUGUAUGAUCGUCAAGUACGCCAAAAACAUGUUUUACGUUAACUUGUUCCGUGAACUGUAGAACUUGUUCGUGUGAGUCAAAUUUGUCAGUGACAUUUUUUAUGUUUCUUUGAGAUUGUAAGACUCAGACAGGAGUAUUGGUUCGGACGUCACGUGAAUCACCUCGCUUUCACCCACCAAGCGCUUUCGAAGUACAACACACAAGCCGUUACACCAUUUCUUUCAAAGUGCCUUUUGUUUUAAUACUUUGUUCUCUCCCAAUACGGUUUGAGUUAUUUAUUAAAUAAAAUACAAAAACUGUC
Gasterosteus aculeatus aculeatus (three-spined stickleback) is the source of this 3960-nucleotide messenger RNA. It is a transcript of the gene itgb1a, whose product is annotated as integrin, beta 1a. Gene Ontology annotation, biological process: integrin-mediated signaling pathway; cell-matrix adhesion; cell-cell adhesion. NCBI's taxonomy places the organism in Eukaryota, Metazoa, Chordata, Actinopteri, Perciformes, Gasterosteidae. Gene Ontology annotation, cellular component: focal adhesion; integrin complex; synapse. The record is from RefSeq and is a predicted model, not a curated record. Gene Ontology annotation, molecular function: C-X3-C chemokine binding; fibronectin binding; integrin binding.